UUUUCGGGCGCUGCUCGGAUGCAGUGCUUCAAUACAAAACCUUCCUGCAGGCAGUGAUCGGAUGAUAGGUUGAUUCUUCCCCCUGCUAACCUGUCCAAUUCUGUCCCCUUCCCUUCCCCAGCUCGUGUUCGAAGAGGUCGCUGUGUGGAGGAUGGCCUUCUGCCCAUUCGUCUGAAGUUUUAACACGCUUGUGGGAUAGAUGGCUGCAGCUAAUAAGGGCACAAAGCCUAAAGUGGGUGGUGUCCGCUUCGCCGCCAGCCAGCCUGAGGAAGGAGCACACUCCCACGUGCACUUCGACGAGAAGCUCCAUGACUCCGUGGUCAUGGUCACCCAGGAGAAGGAUGGCAACUUCUUGGUCAAGGUAGGGUUUCUGAAGAUACUGCACAAAUACGAAAUCACGUUUCUUCUGCCUCCCGUUCAAAGGCUGGGGAAGGACGUCUGUGCCAUUCCGCUUCCAAACGUGAACCUUAAAGUCAUCAGCAUCACGCCAGUGGCUGAAGGCUACAGUGUUAAGUGCGAGUACACCGCGCACAAAGAAGGGGUCCUGAAGGAAGAGAUGAUGCUGUCCAGCGAGACCCACGAUGGUGCCUGCGUCAAAGUGGUCGUUCAAGCCCGGGUCAUGGAUCGCCACCACGGCACACCCAUGCUGCUGGAGGGGGUCCGGUGCAUCGGGGCGGAGCUGGAGUACGAUUCGGAGCAGAGCGAGUGGCCCGGGUUCGACUAGCCGUUGAGGACCGCCUCCUCCUUUUAGGUUUUAAAUUUAAGCUUGAAAUGUAAGAAAAACAAAUAGUUCACUGGCUGCAGGAUUCUGAACGCUCUAGUUUUGUGGUCACCAAUGGAGCUUGUCUUGUGAGGUCUGGGUGCUGUGCUUUCACCCCCCUUCCCCUAAUAGCAAACCAAACCGUAGGCCAGUCGUUGUCAAGGGUUUUGUGAAGAGCAGGUGGCGGCUUUUGACUCUGGCUCAGAGCUGAGAGCAAAGCCAGGGCCGUCACGGAUUGGGUCAGGGUUCUCAUCAUCUUUUCGGCCUUAAAACUAAACUCUGUGUGCGCGCGCACGGGGCUGUACAUGCUGGCAUGCAAGUGGAUGCCCAACCUCCUGAGCAAGUGUCAUCUACCGGGCAUCUGUCAUAUCAGAAUAUUAUUUCUUAUCCUUAAAUGUUGGUUAUUUUUUCCUUCUCUUUAGUGAUCUUAUCGUCGCAUGUGGCGUUGUCCAAAGUUUCUACAGCUGCCAUUUCAAAACUGAACAGCUGAUGUUUUCUACUAUCUCCAGUGGUGGGGUUGGUAAAUACACCGGGUGGGGUGCGGUAGCUUCAUAUGCGUUGACUGUUUAGUUUGGGUUUAGUCUCAGGAGUAUUUCCAAAAAGCAGGCAUCUGUUGCCUUCCUGAGAUUCAGGAGCAAUCCCUUGUCGCAAGCCAUACGGUGUCUUGUUCUCUCUUUCUGCUGCUGCUGCAAUUUUAUUUUAUUUUUCAUGAUCUUUCAGGAUGCGUGUUUAAACGCUUCGGGCUGGAUUCUGAUCCCAGUUGAAAUCUGGAAUUAACUCCACUUUCCCCCAGUGGGUAACUCCAGAUUGAGUCCAUUGGCUUUUGGGGAGUUAACGCCAAGUUUACACCAUUGCUGACUGAGAGCCGAAUCGGUCUCGUAAGGGUGCAUUCUGCCUUCAGCGGUGCAGAUUUAACUCUCUCUAAAAGCAGUGGGGUUGUGUGCAUGUAUCUGAAGGCAGAAGUUUCCCUUUAGGUUGGGUUGUUUGAAGGCAUUUAGGAGAGUUGGGGGCUCAGUUCCACUGGGAGUUGGUUGCUUCACCCUCAUAGACACCUUUGAAAAUCCCAGUCUGAAUUUUCAUUUCUUAAAUGUUGUCUGGUGGUUUUUGUUUUUUAAGACACACGGUACAAGGACCAGGAAUAGUGGUUCAGUUCUGAAAGCAACAGAAGGAUUUAUGUGCCUCUCUCUAUAUAUGUGUAUGUGUGGGUUUUUUAAGUACAAAAAAUAUCUAUAAAGGAAAAUAAUAAACUUCAGUUGGAACAAAACAGAA
Molecule: messenger RNA, 2029 nt
Organism: Malaclemys terrapin pileata
Lineage: Eukaryota; Metazoa; Chordata; Testudines; Emydidae
Gene: ADISSP
Product: adipose secreted signaling protein
Exons: 5
Coding region: 200-724 (174 amino acids)
Source: RefSeq, a predicted model, not a curated record